AUGGAGCAUGAGGACGUGGCGAUCUGCUUGUUGUGCGGCCUCCCCAAGAGCUACGAGAACGUCGUGCUGAACUUGGAGAUGAGCAGCGCGGAACUGCGGACGCAAGACGUCGUGAAAGUGCUGACGAAUGAGCACAUCAAGAGACAAGGGAAAAAGACGACAUCGGUGAAAACUGAAGAAGCGCCCAAGUGUUGA
Messenger RNA from Peronospora matthiolae, 195 nucleotides. The record is from the annotation of a GenBank genome assembly. NCBI's taxonomy places the organism in Eukaryota, Oomycota, Peronosporomycetes, Peronosporales, Peronosporaceae.